Lotus japonicus is the source of this 2810-nucleotide messenger RNA. Its product is annotated as acetyl-coenzyme A synthetase, chloroplastic/glyoxysomal. The record is from RefSeq and is a predicted model, not a curated record. Lineage: Eukaryota; Viridiplantae; Streptophyta; Magnoliopsida; Fabales; Fabaceae. The transcript has 19 exons. Gene Ontology annotation, molecular function: AMP binding; acetyl-CoA synthetase activity. The coding region runs from base 289 to 2628 and encodes 779 amino acids.
GCCGGCAUGGUACUGUAUACUGAUAUACCUCAAUCCAAUCAAAAACCGCAGCACCAACACUGGCAACACAUAUCUAAACUCAAAACUUCCCCUCAUCACAAUUCACAUGCAGUACUAUUAUUAUGCUGUCAACAAGAAACCUAUUUAACUGAACCAGUUAACGGGUCAAACCCAAACCAGAUAAGAGCUUCAGGUGUCAUCUGAUCAGACCCACCUCAUCUCAGCUUUCCAAAAUUUCUCAAAUUCUCUGUUGGAGUUCAGUUUUGGUACAAUUCAAAUUCAGAAAUAAUGUCUCCAAUGUUUGGUGCUACUGUUACCAUUGGCAUUGGCAUUGAUCCUCUGUUACAAUUGCAAGCUGUUUCCGAUCCCCUUCUUGCGCUCAAGAACAACCCUUCUUCUUCUUCUUCUUCUUCUUCUUCUUCUUCUUCUUCUUCUUCCUCUGUUUCUCUCUUCUGCAACCGAACCACCACCACCACCAUCAUCGCCAGUUGUAGCAGCAGUAGCUGGAGGAAGAAGAAGAAUUCAACAAUGGCUUCUUCCAAUAUGAGAACCAACAAUUACCUGCGCCAUGUGGAAUCAAUGAAGCUUCUUCCAUCUGGUGCUGGCCACAUUUCUCAUCUGAACGCUGUGAUUCUCGGUGAAUCACUCGCCUCUGAGGAAGACGAUUUCGUUCUUCCAAGCGAGGAGUUUGCAAGCCAAGCGAAUGUUCAGUCCCCAGAACAGUAUGCGAAGAUGUAUAAGAGAUCGAUUGAGGACCCUGCUGGAUUCUGGUCUGAUAUUGCAUCACAAUUCUAUUGGAAAAAGAGAUGGGGUGAUCAAGUUUUUGAGGAAAAUUUGGAUGUCAGGAAAGGGAAUGUUAAGAUUGAGUGGUUCAAGGGUGGGAUCACCAACAUCUGUUAUAAUUGCUUGGAUAGACAUAUUGAAGCUGGACUAGGUGACAAAAUUGCCAUUUAUUGGGAAGGCAAUGAACUUGGUGUAGAUGGUAGUUUAACAUACUCUCAGCUUCUAGAUCAAGUUUGCCAGGUUGCUAACUACCUGAAAGAUGUUGGUGUGAAAAAGGGUGAUGCUGUUAUUGUUUAUUUGCCUAUGCUUAUGGAGCUUCCAAUCACAAUGCUUGCAUGUGCCCGCAUUGGUGCUGUUCAUUCGGUUGUAUUUGCCGGUUUUUCUGCAGACUCUCUUGCGCAGAGAAUCAUUGACUGUAAACCAAAAGUUGUAAUCACUUGCAAUGCUGUUAAAAGAGGCCCUAAGGCUAUCUAUCUGAAAGACAUAGUGGAUGCUGCCAUCCAUCAAUCUGCCCAAAGUGGGGUCUCUAUAGAUGUAUGCCUAACUUAUGAAAAUCCGUACGCAAUGAAGAGGGAAGAUACCAAAUGGAAGGAAGGGAGGGAUAUAUGGUGGCAGGAUGUCAUUCCUCGAUAUCCAAAUACUUGUCCAGUGGAGUGGGUUGAUGCAGAGGAUCCACUUUUUCUACUCUAUACAAGUGGGAGUACAGGAAAACCUAAGGGUGUCCUCCAUACAACUGGUGGUUACAUGGUGUACACUGCAACAACAUUUAAGUAUGCAUUUGACUACAAGCCGUCCGACAUUUUCUGGUGUACAGCUGAUUGUGGUUGGAUUACUGGGCACAGUUAUGUAACUUACGGACCCAUGCUCAAUGGUGCAACUAAUAUUGUGUUUGAAGGGGCACCCAAUUAUCCGGAUGCUGGUCGUUCUUGGGACAUUGUUGACAAAUAUAAAGUUUCAAUAUUUUACACUGCCCCCACAUUGGUCCGGUCCCUCAUGCGCGAAGGUGAUGGGCUUGUUACUCGCUACUCAAGGAAAUCUUUACGAGUCCUUGGAAGUGUUGGUGAGCCCAUAAAUCCAAGUGCAUGGAGGUGGUUUUACAACGUAGUAGGAGAUUCAAGGUGCCCUAUCUCUGACACUUGGUGGCAAACAGAAACCGGUGGUUUCAUGAUAACUCCACUACCAGGUGCUUGGCCCCAGAAGCCUGGUUCUGCAACUUUCCCUUUCUUUGGAGUUCAGCCUGUCAUAGUGGAUGAGAAAGGUGAUGAAAUAGAAGGCGAGUGCAGUGGUUAUUUGUGUGUUAAAGGAUCAUGGCCCGGGGCUUUCAGAACUCUCUAUGGUGAUCAUGAAAGAUACGAAACAACAUAUUUCAAGCCAUUUGCUGGCUACUAUUUCAGUGGUGAUGGCUGCAGCAGGGAUAAAGACGGAUACCAUUGGCUCACUGGAAGAGUUGACGAUGUCAUCAAUGUCAGUGGGCAUCGUAUUGGCACAGCUGAAGUGGAAUCAGCUUUAGUCUCACAUCCUCAAUGCGCAGAGGCCGCUGUGGUUGGUGUGGAGCAUGAGGUCAAAGGACAGGGUAUCUAUGCAUUUGUUACUCUUGUGGAGGGUGUUCCUUACAGUGAGGAACUGCGGAAGAACCUCAUACUCACAGUUCGAAAGCAGAUAGGAGCAUUUGCAGCACCAGACAAAAUCCACUGGGCACCUGCACUCCCGAAAACAAGGAGCGGAAAGAUAAUGAGAAGAAUUCUGAGAAAAAUUGCUUCUAGGCAGCUUGAUGAACUUGGAGAUACAAGUACCCUUGCAGAUCCAAACGUGGUCAAUCAACUUAUAGAGCUUUCUGAUGCAUGAAACCCCAAACUUUGUAAUUGUAUUAUUAAAGGUAUAUUAAUUAGAGGCUUUAUUUGCGAAAGUAGUCCGUGAGAAGUGAGAGGACAAUUUGUAUUAAACCUAUGUAGUCCAUUUUUCUUCCUGGGAAUGGUGAUACUCAUUUAUGCGAUAAAUAAAAUAAUAAAUCACCUCUUUUCUUAGUA